AUGUGCUCCAGGCGACUAUUGCAACGGUACACCGCACGCUUACUCACCCUCGCCCACGCGAUCAGACUAGCCAAUCCAACUGGCAGACUUGCUGACUUGGUAACUCAGACCACUCGAAGGGACCCAGCGGUCCGUGCUUUCCGCCGAAACCGGCUCGUCGCCGUCCGUCUCUACGAGAGGCAUAGAUCUACUGUUCGUCAGUUAUCGCAGACUCAAGAGCCCCGCUAA
Protopolystoma xenopodis is the source of this 228-nucleotide messenger RNA. The record is from the annotation of a GenBank genome assembly. Lineage: Eukaryota; Metazoa; Platyhelminthes; Monogenea; Polystomatidea; Polystomatidae.